Enterobius vermicularis (human pinworm) is the source of this 444-nucleotide messenger RNA. NCBI's taxonomy places the organism in Eukaryota, Metazoa, Nematoda, Chromadorea, Rhabditida, Oxyuridae. The record is from the annotation of a GenBank genome assembly.
AUGCCCACCACCCUCUUGUACAUCACUGCAACUAAAUUACCAAAUCCGGAAAGGCAGCCGCCCCCAGAAACAUCCACCGACUGCUGCCAAGGUUGUUCAUCAGACAACAGCAGCUGCACUGUCAGAUACCGCAAACGAUUCCGUGCCCGCAGCCGUGUACAUAAACAAUUGACUAAGCGUGAAAUUACCGCUGAUGACCACGAAAUUGUUGCCCAUGAUGUCGACCCAACAUGCAACAGUGAAAGACUUAAGAAAAUUAUGCUUCUUAAUAUUACCAAAGAUGUUGCUCAAUCAAAACGAGAAAUUCAGAAAAAUUCUGAAGCUGAAUUUAAAAGUAACUUCAAUGUUAUUUGCUCAGAAACAGCAUUUUCGUAUGUGGCCCAUACCAGUACAUACUGCCAAGCAAGUGUCGGAGGAGUAAACUGCUAUGCCUUUUCGUUCUAA